Poeciliopsis prolifica (blackstripe livebearer) is the source of this 2384-nucleotide messenger RNA. Its product is annotated as 5-hydroxytryptamine receptor 1B-like. Gene Ontology annotation, biological process: adenylate cyclase-activating adrenergic receptor signaling pathway; chemical synaptic transmission; regulation of behavior. The transcript has a single exon. Bases 199 to 1332 code for a protein of 377 amino acids. NCBI's taxonomy places the organism in Eukaryota, Metazoa, Chordata, Actinopteri, Cyprinodontiformes, Poeciliidae. Gene Ontology annotation, molecular function: G protein-coupled serotonin receptor activity. The record is from RefSeq and is a predicted model, not a curated record. Gene Ontology annotation, cellular component: plasma membrane.
UUCCGAGUCUCAGGCAGCUGGUCGCCGGAUGCCGCUGCGGAUGAAGAUGAGGAUGAGGAUGAGGAUGAGGAUGAGGAGGCAGGAGCGGGUCUGACUGAGACUGCGGGACAUGCGGCGUCUUCUCCUCUGGAUGCGGGUUUGAGAGCUUCCCAAGCGGCCAGUCGAUGAGCGGAGCAUGUGACGGAGGAAGGUGGAGGGAUGGAGCCGCCCGCCAGCUACGGAGGUCUGCUCAACUUCUCCACCAAUGACUCCGACACCAGCGGCUCCGGGGCGGCGCGGCGGGGCUCCAGCCUGGCUCCCCAGGCGGCUCUGGCCGUGACUCUGGGGCUCGUCACCUGCGCCACCACGCUCUCCAACGCCUUCGUCAUCGCCACCAUCUACCAGUCCCGGAAGCUGCACACCCCGGCCAACUUCCUCAUCGCGUCCCUGGCGCUCACGGACCUGCUGGUGUCCAUCCUGGUGAUGCCCAUCAGCGCGCUGUACACGGUGCUGCAGACCUGGUCGCUGGGCCAGGUGAUGUGCGACAUCUGGCUGUCCUCCGACAUCACCUGCUGCACCGCCUCCAUCCUCCACCUGUGCGUCAUUGCGCUGGACCGGUACUGGGCCAUCACGGACGCGGUGGAGUACUCCAAGAAGCGCACGGCGGGACGCGCCGCCGGCAUGAUCGCGACCGCCUGGGUCAUCGCCAUCUCCAUCUCCCUACCGCCGUUCUUCUGGCGCCAGGUGAAGGCGGAGGAGGUGACGAGCUGCAACGUGAACACGGACCACAUUUUCUACACCAUCUACUCCACCUUCGGCGCCUUCUACAUCCCCACGCUGCUGCUCAUGUGCCUGUACGGCCGGAUCUACGUGGAGGCGCGGAAGCGCAUCCUGAAGCAGGCGCAGAACAAGCAGGGCAAGAGGCUGACCUCUGCGCACCUGAUCAGCAGCUCCCCCGGCUCCGUGGCGUCCAGCACCUCCCUGAACUACGGGACGAACGACGGCUCCUCCUGCGACACAACCUCGUCCUCCCCCAGCGUGAGCCACGUCAAAGUCACCGUGUCGGACGCGCUGCUGGAGAAGAAGCGCAUCUCUGCGGCCAGGGAGCGGAAGGCCACCAAGACCCUGGGCAUCAUCCUGGGAGCCUACAUCGUCUGCUGGCUGCCGUUCUUCAUCUACACCCUGCUGGUGCCUCUCUGCCAGUCCUGCUUCCACCCCGGGCUGUUCGACAUCUUCACCUGGCUGGGGUACCUCAACUCCCUCAUCAACCCCAUCAUCUACACCAUGUCCAAUGAGGACUUCCAGCAGGCCUUCCACAAACUCAUGCUGCGCUUCAGGUGCUGCAGGCCGUGAGGACUGGUUCAUCCAAAUGGAGCCCACAGGUGGGACCCAUACUGGGGUUGUCUGCAGGGUAUGUAACAGUCCAUGGUGGUUCAGGGGGUCACAGGUCACAGGCUGGAUGGAUUUUCAGUCAUCAGUCAUCGGUGCUGCUGGAACCCAUCUGAUAUUCACAGGUGGGACCAAAACUGGGAUUACCUGCAAGCUAAGAGUUAUGGACCAGACUCCGAGGCUUCGGAACCAAACACUCUGAGUGUUUGGUUCUGGUUUGGUUCAGGUUGUCCAACACGUUGCUGGAUGUUGUGAAGGACGACAUGCAGCAGGACGAUGCAUGUCAGCCUGCAGAGAUCUGUGGGCCCAACCAGGGAGCUGGAGGCCAUGAGAUCUGAAGGAAAAGGUUUUGAAUUCAUGACAUCGUUUCUGUAUCUAAAUUUGAGCUCAACUGAAGCGAGACUGGCUUUGUCCGUUUGUUCAGGUUCAAAUUGAGUGAAAACAAUUUACACUUCAUGAUAAUGUUCAUGUUUGGUUCCGAUGGAGAUCGGGUCCAACCAGCACGGUGCCAACGACCCACACGGGUCCCACAGUUCAGAUCAGAAGGUUUCUCAAAGCUGGACCGCCUGCCCUGGACAGGGAUUAAAGGUUAAAGGUUAAAGGUUAAAGGCUCCAUAAUGAGUUUAACAAGAAGCAAACAUGAUCAUCACAUUAUUGAGCUGAUUAUUAAAGAGCUUCAGUGUUUAGGCCAGGCACAUUUAGACCCAUCCAGGCCCAAACCGAUCCCAUAUGGGGCCCACUGAGUCCCCUCACUGGUUUCACUGGUUUCCUUUCAGGCUCAGAUUUUUCUGAACAACGUGAGGUGGGCUGGGACCCAUCCGUCCUGAUGCUGCAGCAGAACGAACCAGAAUGACUUGGAGGGUACCGCGGACUGGACCCCUGCCCUGGACUGGUCCACAAACUGAGGGUCCAUUUGUGUUCAAUCAGAGGAACUGUUGGUACCGCCCCGGUUCAUUCAGAACCGGUUCUAGUCGAAUAAGGAGAGUUCAUGUGGCAGGCUCCUCUUGGUUCCUCAU